CGCGUAGCUAUGGACGAUAACACCAUUCUGCUAUUUCCCUUGUCAUGCGCAGUCAUUUCUACAGCCUUUUCAGCGCGCUCGCCGCGCUCGUCGCGGCCCAAACGAUCGUGUUUCCAACGUCAGCGCCUGUCUCGUGCCCCGUGCCUGCGAUCCGCCAGUCGUGGCUCAACAUGACGGCGACGGACCAGCAGACGUACCUUGACGCCGUCGGCAUUGCCAUGGACAAGGGCUACCACUUCAACUUUUUGCAAAUCUUGUCCGAGCCAAGCACGUACUUUGAGUAUUACUCGACGUGCGGCUGGGCGUACAGCAGCCGCCGCCUUCUCCUUGCCUACCAAAACAUGCUGCGCAGCCUCGGCCCGGCCUACGCCUGUAUUACGAUCCCGUACUGGGACUACUUUGCCGACAAUGCGCAAAUCCAGACCGGCACCUGCGACGGCACGCUGGGCAACUGCUCGAGCAUCCUAACGGGCAUGGGCGGCAACGCCGGGGCACCGACGUCGCUCACGAUCGACGGCAUUUCCGUGAGUGGCGCUGCGACGACAAGCUACCCGCUCAACCGUUUUUGCGAGCUCUACAACAUCAGCUGCUCGGGGUACGUGCCCCGGGGCCCCGACUGGAACACGACGAUCUUUCCCUCCGGCUUUGGGUACGCGACAAUGGCCAACAUGCUCAAGAGGGCGACGAGCUUUUACUCGUUUACGUUUGGCCUCAAGAACGGCAUCCACAACAGUUUGCACUUGGCGCUGGGUGGUGCCAUGGUCGAUGCCGGUCGCACGAUGGCGGACCCCCUCUUCUUUAGCCAGCACGCGGCCCUCGACAUGAUGGUGCAAGUGUACAUCGAGUGUUACUUUGGGACGAACCGGACCGUCGCCAAGAAGCUCAGCAGUCCGUGGGCGUUCUCGAUCUGCGCGCCGUCGAUCGCAGAGAUGCCGAAAGCGCCGCGCGUCACGUCCAACAUCACGCAGCGCCUUCCGCAGUCGUUUGAAAACUACACGACGAUCGUCGACGCGGCCAACCACCCGGUGAUUGGCCAGUUCUUUGCGUCGACGCCGCCCGCGUACUUUUCGUAUGUCGAUACGACGGACAUGGGCGCCUUGAGCUACAACUACGACAAGAACGUGCUUGUCUCGAGCCUCCUCGCCAACGGAUUCAUCUGCCCCGUCAAGGCGUACAACCGCCGCCUCGAGGACGACGCCAGCUUAUCCACGAAGCAGGCCGCCAGAGUCCGGCCGCGCAACGCGCGCGACGCGGCGGUUCGGCGCCUCAACAAGCUCCGACGCCAGUUCUGGCCAAGGCGAUGACACUCACGUCGUACAAAUUGGACGCGGCGCUUGAGCUCUACGCGGCGGCCGAAUGCUUGAUCGCCAAUGCAAAGACGUCUGCGGUCGCCACGACUGGCAUCUUCUCCACGCAGCCCAUGGCGAUACUCAGCAAUGAGUCGUCGACGCCCGUGACGGAGACGGUGGCAGCACCAUGCCGCUCCUCCGCCAGUACGCUCCUCGGCAGAUCGGCGAAUGCGAUCAUGCUGCGCGACUACAUGCUUCGCUUUGUGAAGAGCACCAACACGAUCACCUAGCCGACGACAUGUCCGACAGACCAGACUCUGUGUCGACCCCACCGAUUGAAGGUAUCCUGCAUAUUAGUAAAUGUUUGCUUCUAGUAACGAAACGCGAUGAGUUGCUCAUUCGCACGAGUAUCCCG
Saprolegnia parasitica CBS 223.65 is the source of this 1704-nucleotide messenger RNA. RefSeq lists its product as hypothetical. The transcript is spliced from 3 exons. Bases 45 to 1304 code for a protein of 419 amino acids. Gene Ontology annotation, molecular function: oxidoreductase activity. The record is from RefSeq and is a predicted model, not a curated record. Lineage: Eukaryota; Oomycota; Saprolegniomycetes; Saprolegniales; Saprolegniaceae.